Molecule: messenger RNA, 2146 nt
Organism: Homalodisca vitripennis (glassy-winged sharpshooter)
Lineage: Eukaryota; Metazoa; Arthropoda; Insecta; Hemiptera; Cicadellidae
Product: cytoplasmic polyadenylation element-binding protein 1-A-like
Exons: 1
Coding region: 242-1624 (460 amino acids)
Biological process (GO): negative regulation of cytoplasmic translation
Cellular component (GO): neuron projection; synapse; cytoplasm
Molecular function (GO): ribosome binding; mRNA regulatory element binding translation repressor activity; mRNA 3'-UTR binding
Source: RefSeq, a predicted model, not a curated record
UUUUUAUUUACAGUAUUGAUUAAUUUAGAGAAUUACAGGUGAUUCUCAAGUAUGUUUCCUCUUCAACAAAGAGCAGCUGGCAAAAAUGAAGACAAACAUUUUGUUUUUAUGUCAUAUCCUCCUUCCAUUCACUAACUUAUAAAUAUUUUCCCCUAUCUUUACUUUUAGUUUUGGUUAUCAGUGAUUUCUUUCUGAAUGCUGUUUGUUUUCUGACACAAAUUAAGUAAAAUAUUAACCUAUAAUGUUUUUUCAAAGAAAGUCAAAUUGUUGGAAUACAAAAUACAGGCAAAUCAAAUGUAGAGAUACAUCAUUAGUUGAGGCCAUGGAGAAUGAUUUUAAUCCAUUUGACUACUCUCCGUUACAAAGUUCAAUGUUGCAAUCUAAUAAUGUAGGAUUUGAUCUGAUACAAACCUUUGCCCCAGUGUCUCAAAUCUGCACUCCUCGUGCGAUCAGGAGAUCACCAUCGAUCACCGAUUGUAGCAGUCCACGGAUGGACUCCUCAUUUCUGCAACAACAAUGGACUUCAUCCUCGGACACCAGUGAUGCCAGCAGCAGUGAUCUCUCAGAUAUGAUGGCGACUUUAAGUUUAUCUCAAGCCGGGACACAAUCUCCUCUCACAGAGCAAGAGUUGGCCAACCUGCGUGCCUUGCACACUUUGACCUCCGGCUCCGGACUGUGUAGUGUCAGGCUGCCUCCCCCUCUGCUGCACUCAAUCAUCCAUCUGGACAACAGAUGGAGCUACAACGAGGAUGUCGACCUGCUAGAAAAAGUAGCCCGCUUUCACCGCAAUCAAGCUGCGUCGUUCUUUGAAGCCGCCUGCAGAUGGGAAGGAGAUCUGCCCCGACGUUUUCCAGAAAAUCCUACUUUCUCCUGCAAAGUUUUCCUUGGAGGAGUGCCUUGGGAUGUUACGGAGGAGUCUCUGGUGAAUGUGUUCAGUCAGUUCGGCAAAGUGAGGGUGGAAUGGCCGGGCAAGGACCAAUCCGUGAAUCAGCCCAAGGGGUACGUCUACAUCGUGUUUGAAUCCGAGAAACAGGUCAAGAUCCUGCUGAAUAACUGUUCUUGUGAAGUUUCCAACUUCAACUCCGAAAAGUGGUCAUUCCGCAUCUCCUCCAGAAAAAUGAAAUCCAAAGAGGUGGAGGUCAUUCCUUGGUGUCUUACUGACAGCAACUUUGUUCAACUACCCUCCCAGAAACUGGAUCCUCAUACAACCGUAUUUGUCGGAGCCCUCCACGGGAUGCUCAAUGCUGAAAGUCUUUUCACCAUCAUGAAUGAACUAUUCGGAGGGGUCGUCUAUACAGGUAUUGACACGGACAAGUUUAAGUAUCCCAUCGGUUCUGCUCGAGUUACCUUUAAUAACUGGCAGUCAUAUAUGAAGGCGGUGACAGCAGCAUUUGUAGAAAUAAAGACAUCUAAGUUCACCAAAAAAGUUCAGGUGGAUCCUUACUUGGAAGACUCUUCCUGCUCUUAUUGCAUGGUCCAACAAGGUCCGUACUUCUGUAGAGAGUUUACUUGUUUUCGUUACUUCUGCCGCAGUUGUUGGGGUCUGUACCACCAAUCUGAUCUCCAAUCGAGUCAUAAACCACUCAUGCGUAGCUCCAAGAAUAAUAACCUCUCUUUUCCAUAAAAAUGUUUUACGACGAAAACGAUUAAUUAUGUUUUGGCGUUGUGACACACUGAGAUAAUUUUACUUUAAAAUCUGUUCCCUGAAGUAUUUUAUACAAAAUUGUGCUUGAAAAUGGUAAUGAAAUCUUAUUUCUUCAAUUAACUUUUAAUAUAGUUAGGGUACAUAAUCUAUUUUUUGUUUUUAAUUCAUGUCCCCUUUGUGAUAUGAUCUUUUUAAUACAUUCCUGAGUUUUAUAUUAUUUGUUUUAUACAUGUUUAUAAGCCUACAUGCUUUGCUUCCUUGUCCUGUAUGUCUUAAGUUCUUUUAUACUUGGUAAUGUUCUUGUUUAACUCAAUUUUUCUCCAAGGCUUUUAGUUUUGAAUUUAAUUUUAUUUGUAUGUAAGUUUUUAAGGAAAGUUAAUUUCAGUUACUAUUUUAUUUCUCCAUUUUAAAAGUUUUAAGUUGUCUGUAUCAUUAUUGUGUGCUGUAUUAUUUAUUGUUUGCUGGAAUGUUAUGAACUAAUAAAAUAUGCCUGCUUUUUAA